AUGGAGCCAGACUCAAUCGUGGUCGAAAUUAGAAGUCAACUUAUGCGAGAGUUAUGCAACCUCGCCUCAACAGUAAAUCUUACUCAGCCAGCUGAUUGUGAUCAAGAGGUAAAUGAAAUCCUGAGCAUAAUAAAAUCACAUCUUGCACAUUACUCGAAUCUUAUUGUAAUCAAUAUUUAGAAUUCAAAUGCUUUAGGACUCAAUAAUAUGCAGCUUUCCAAAAUUGUGCUGAAAAUACAUCAGAUUAUUAUGGAAGUCUCAGCUGAAUAUCACCUAGUUGUCUCUAACAACUCAUAUGAAGCUCAUGCCCUUUUUAACAUCUUGGACAAAUCCAAAAAUCCUACAUCGCCUCAGCAAAGCCAAAAAUCUCCUUUAAAAGUCUAUAUAAUAUACAUAAAAUGGCCGGAGACGAGCGACCCGUCCUUCCGUGGCGGGUGUCCUUAUGUAUACUGGACGUGGAUUUUGGAUGUGGAGAGCUGCUCGAGGGGAGAGUUAGCCUCGAGGCGAGAGGCCCAGCCCAAUUUCCGCUGAUAUUGGACUUGACCCGAGCGGCAGUUUUUCGCAUUCUUUUUACCAGUAGCGCUGAGGCCCAGACUCAGUGUCCGAAAGAGGCAGGUUGAACUAACUGCCUAAGCUACUUGGUGGCUUCGCCCGAAUCCCCAAAAGGGGUUGGGUUCUUUCUAGGAGAUAAUCCCGAAAAGAGGGGAAGGUGAAGCUCGACUCAGACUUCAAGGGCGACAAAUCUCUCCAAUUAAAAGGGUCCCUGUAAAGGGGCGAUCUGGCCGGACCAAAGCAGGGUUGGGCGAUGCUGGUUCUUAGGUUGGAAAUGGUGGCUUCCGGCAAAAUCCGUAUGAAUCGGAUCAGGAGGGAAAAUGCCACUACCGAGAAAUCGGGGGUUCGGCCCGGGCCUAAGCUACCUUGGGGGAGCCCACCCCGCAGCGAUAUCGCUGCGACGCGGGUGCUUCGGAAGUGGGGACUAUAAAUACCCAGCACAUAAUCUAAUCUAAUCUAAAGUCUAUAUAACAGAAGGCCAAACGAGGACAAAAAACAACGAAAUAUUAAUCAAUAAAGAUCUGAUUCUUUUAGCAGUAACCUCAAGAGGAUCGUUUAAUCCUUAUAUAAAUGCGAUUUUUUCUGGAUAUUUGUCAGAAGUAAACCAUCCCAUUAAAACAAUCAUUGAUAUUGACCAAUUAAGGAGGACUGGAUUUAGGCUUUUUGAUGAAUCUAAAAGCCAGAUUUUAGAUGAGAAAAUUUAUAAAGAAUAUUUAUAGAUUUUAUAGUAAAUUUGUAAUUUUUUUGCAAAAAUAUUAGGAAAUAUUUUUUUAAAAAAUAUUAAUAUUUAUAUAUUUUGGAAUAGAAACCUUAGUUUGGGGUGAUACUGAGCAGAUUGCUGACUGCUUAAACGAACUUACAGCAAAACUGUGGUUUUCGGUAUUAAGAAAUGACAAAAUCAGCUUAGCGUAUAUAGAAAAGCUAUUAGUAGGCUUACUAGGACACGCAGACCCAAAAGCUCGUGAUUUAGCUGUCGCCCAUCUAAACUCUUUUUAUGACGACACAGACUGGCAGCUUUUGCAGCCAUUUAAACCAAAAAUCACCACAGUCGGCAAAGAAUUUGUGAUCCGAGAGCUCACUGAAGCCCAAGAUACAAGUAAUAUCAUAAUGGAACUUCACGCCCCAGGCUUCCAUAAAACUUCAAGCAACUAUAUACUAUCCUACCAUAUCCCUGAAGUCAGAGCGGCAUCUAAUGGCUACUUAUUAAAAGUAGAUCUUGGGAUUUUCACAAGAUGUGGAUUUUAUGACUGGAGAUUUUCUCAGAUAAAAGAUGGGGUCAUAUCGCCACUCAUGACAAGCUUAGCAAAGACUGGGCAGACUGGAUUUGAGACUUUUCCGAUACAGGGAAGAUUUAUCGUUCAUCCUAAUGAUGUGAAGGACUUGCAGAUCCAUGAGAUUUUUAUUGAUUUUCAAGAUGCUCAAUUUGGUUUAUAUUUUUUUUUAUUUUUUUAUUUUUUUUAUUUUUUUAAUUAUAUUAAUUUUUAUUUAAAUAAUAUUCAAUUUGAUGUAAAUGAUGGAUCUAUAGUAGAAAGAGGAAACUUUAGGACUGUUAAAAAGAGCAUAAAAUUAAGAUAUCAGACUGGAAUUAAUUGUUUGUACUUAUUAGGAGCUCUAGAAAGAGAUACAGGGACUGAUUUAGAAAAUCCAAAUGCUUCACCUUUAGCGUUAAUCUGUAGAUCUACAGCAUGCACAUUGCUUGGUGGAGGAAACGAAUUCGAAAGUCUAAUGAAAGAAGCCAAAACUGUAGGAAUGAAAAUUUUAAUAGACUGUGUAGCCAGAAUUUCUUCAAAAAAUUACCAUAGAAGAUAUAAGCGUAAACCCUCUUUAAUUGAAUUAGUAAAUAAUUUUUAAAAAUAGCCCACAAUUUUUCUAUAUAAAAUAAAAAAUUAUUAAAAAUAUUUUUGGCAUACUCUUUUUUAUAAAAAAUAAAUUUUUAUAUACAAGAAAUGCUGAAGGUCUCCCUGUGGUCUGCUAUGGAUCAUAUACAUUAAAAUGGCGACAGCGAUCCAGCCCUUUUUCUCAACACCUGUAGCCGGCGUUCGCGGGGGACCUUGUGGAAGGGAGAAAGGUGCUCUGAAUGUAUAUCCGGCUAGGUUUUUCCUUGGCAAAGUGGAGCGCAACGUCGGAUUAGGCCGACCGCAGCUCAUUCUGACACCAGGGUUUUUGCCUCAGGGGAAAUGGUUUCCAAGGUUGGAAAGGGGAAGCUCAGCAGCAUCAGGAAGGUACCCCCUGAUCAAUUGAGCAACUCCCUAGCGUGAAACUGGGCAUCACGUCCCGGGCUUUGGGACUUCCAUUUUAAACCGACAGUCCUACCAGAAAAUUUGUUUUUCAAAUUUUCGGAAUGGGCAACCUCUGUUGACGUACUGCUGUGUGGCUUAACUCAUCCAACUACGGGUAGCGAGUGCAGAUCCUCGUCCAGUAGGAGCAACACUUUGAAGGUCGUGAUCGAUUGGUGGUGAGCAACCGGGUGAAGCGUGAAGGGUGAAGGUAAGGCAGGGGAAACCCAAGUCAAUACGACGGGCCUCUCUAUAAUAUUAGUUAAUGUUAAUGGUCUGCUAUGGAUCUGAAGGUAGAUCAGCCAAAUUUGAAGACUCAGCAAGUCUAAAUUACAGAAUGGCGGAAGUCUGGAACCUUUUAGUAGAAGAUAUCGUCAAUUUCGCCAAAAAAUACAAUGUAGAUGGCAUCCAUAUGGACAACAGCCAAGCCUGGCCUCAAAUUAUGGAGCUAGAUGAGCUUGAAAUGUACCGAAAAGACCCAGACGGCGCCUCUCACUACACGACCCAAGAAAUUUUCGACGGUCUUGUAGUAAAGCGCAACGCAAAUUACGCAUACUGGGCGAGUGCACUCAAAAAGACCUACCCUAACCCUAUUUUCAUUAAAGUCUGUAAAGAGCUCUGAAGAGAAUUCCCUGAAUUUUAUAUAAUUGCUGAUAUAUGGCAAUCUGAAGGAAUGGAAGACCGUGACGUAUGCAUCACAGAAUCUGGCCCAAUCCCAAGACUUUAUGACCUUCCUUUAAAACUUGCGAAUUUAUUUGGUAAAAAUUUGCAUCAGAACGGAACUUUUGACGCAAUUGAGAGAAAAGACGUGAGCAUCAUGAAAGCUUGGAAUGACGAAAUGAAAGAAAAAAUGCCUGAAGGGGCAAUUGUUAUUCAGAGCGCGACUGGGCAUUCUUUGCCAUAUCCAGCCUUAUUAUAUGGUUCCUUCACACGAGGUCUACUCCAUAAAGACUAUUUUUUUUGGGCCUAUUUUUUUUGCCUAAUUUUUUUUGGCCUAUUUUUUUUGGCCUAAUUUUUUUUGGCCUAUUUUUUUUUGGGCCUAAUUUUUUUUGGCCUAUUUUUUUUUGGCCUAAUUUUUUUUGGCCUAUUUUUUUUGGCCUAAUUUUUUUUGGCCUAUUUUUUUUUGGCCUAUUUUUUUUUGACCUAUUUUUUUUUGGCCUAUUUUUUUUUUUGGCCUAUUUUUUUUUGGCCUUUUUUUUUUUUGGCCUAUUUUUUUUUUGACCUAUUUUUUUUGACUUUUUUUUGCCAUUUUUUAGCUAUUUUUUACUAAUAUUUGGGCCUAAUUUCAUACUAAUGAUUUUAAUAUAAUUUUUAGUGUAUUUUAAACGAUUUUAUCAACAUAAAAUACACCUUUAACAGAUCUCUUACUCCAUGAAUGCUAAUUCAUUGCUUUUUAAAUUUCGAGAAUUUUAAGGAUCCCCCCCCUCGUUUGUCCAAUUUUCUAGUCUUUUAUCAUUUGUCCAUUUUUCUAGUUUUUUUUAUAGGAAAAAAAACAUUUUUUUUUUAGGACCUCAUUUGUCCAACUUUUAGUCAAAAUUUUGACAGGAAAAAACAUUUUUCAUAACCUCAAUUGUCUCAUUUUCUAGUUUUUUUAAAGUAAAAAAUAGGACAUUCGAAAAAAUCCAAAAAAGACUAGAAAAUGGGACAAAUCAUAUUUGACUAGAUUUUGGGACAAGUGAGGUCCUGAAAAUUUUUUUUAUCCUAUAAAAAAAAGACUAGAAAAUUGGACAAAUGAGGGGGGGAUCCUUAUAUUUAAUUAGAUUUUUCCACUUAAUUUACUCAAUAUUAAUCGUGUAAUGAAAUACAUCCGUUACCCAAUAAUUAUUUAAUUCUCUCAGCAGCUUCAUGAAUUAUCCUCAACAGAAAAAUAGACCAAAAAAAAUAGGCCAAAAAAAAUAGGCCAAAAAAAAUAGGCCAAAAAAAAUAGGCCAAAAAAAACUAGGCCAAAAAAAAAAUAGGCCAAAAAACAAUAGGCUAAAAAAAAAUAGGCCAAAAAAAAUUAGGCCAAAAAAAAAUAGGCCAAAAAAAAAUAGUCGUUUAUGGAGUAGACCUCGUGUGAAGACACGUUAUUAUAUGGCAGAGGGGCAUGGGCUGCUGUAGAUGUGCUAUUCUUUUUGAAUUAUAUUCCAAUGACCUUUAUAGGAGAGCAAGACGGGAAUGCUUUUAGAUCAAAAAUCAGCGCUUUAUAUGAUUUCGAUGAAGAUAGAUCUGCACCAAUCCCAAGCAGACUUUCUAGUGUUAAUUUAGCUGAAGUUGAAAUCCCAACUAUAAAAAAGCAAGGAAUUCCAAGAGUUGCAUCAGCCGCUUCUUUAAGUAUUUCUCCAGACAUUAAAGAGCUAAGAGAAAAAGAAGAAAAAUACCAAAAAGAGCUUGGCCCAGAGUACGGCUUUGAUUUGCAAAAAAUAAAAAAUCAUUAUAUCCACAGAAGAAGCAUGAGGCACGAAAAAGAUGUCCUUAAAUACGGCGAAUUAAUCCCAUUAGUAAUGAAGCACGAGCAUGGCUGGCACAAACAAGUCCUAACCUUCGCCAGAUACAUGCCUGACGAAAUCGCUAUUGUUGCUAUUAAUUUAAAUGAGCACCCUGUAAAAGGGUAUCUUGACCUAUCUGCUUUGGAACCAUUUAUAGAAAAAGAGCAAGCUUUAAUUUAUAGCAUUGGGGAGUGGUUUAACCCUGAUAGUGACGACUAUUAUUUUAAAGAAGAACUUCUAAAAGGCCAGCACAUUAUUUCUAUAUUACCUUAUAGAUCAGAAAUCAAAGGAAUUUACCAAAGCGACGUCUCCUCUGAUGAAGCCUUAGAAAGAUCAAUUGAAAGACUCAAAGAAAAAAUUGUCUCAGGGCUAAACAUAGACGGGACUUAUCUAGUCAUGAAGCUUCUAAAACUUCUUGAAGAAACCAAUGCAGAAUCUGUCUAUAAAGACAUAGCAAACUUGCUAGGAAAUAUCAAUGAAAAUUUCUUAUCUAGAUAUGUAGUGUCUAAUCUUGCAUUUUUAUCAAAAAUAUCGUCAUUAGACGAUAUUAAAGCUGGGAGACUUUUUGGAUACUGCGACUUUUUAGCAUUGGCACAAGGCAGACUUAAUGGGCCAAAAACCUUUGCUAGCUCGUUAUUGUCAGAAAAUCAGCUUGGGCCUAUUGUGUUUACUGCUCCUGAAUUAGGUAGAUUUUCUACUGCUGGAGGCUUAGGGGUUAUGGUUGACGAGCUUUCUCAAGGUUUAGCAUCUUUAGGAGAAGAAGUGUGGGUUAUUAGCCCUUAUUAUGAAAGAAAUAAAAAAGGCCAGACUGGAUAUUUGACAGGAGACCCUGCAAAUGUGACGUGGAUUACUAAUAUAGAUAUAGCCUUCGGAGGAGAAAAAUAUACAAUCGGGGUGCAUCAAGGCUGUGAAAAUGGGGUAAAUUUAAACUGAAAUUAAUUAUAUAUGAUUUAAAUAUAAGUAAAGCAGGAUUUAUAAUAAUACAAUAAAUAUAGAAUAAUUUUUCCUGCAUAAUGCAUAUUUAUUCCCAUCAGUCUACGAAGACGGAAAGCAAGCCUGGAUCAUGCGGCAGCUUGUAGCUUGGGGUAAAGGCUGCUUACUCCCCCCCCCCCCUCCGUGAGCGAACAAAACCAUUAGAAAAAUCGCCAUUUUUUGACCAAAAACCCACCCUCCGUGAGUGAACAAAAAUUUUUUUAAUAGAAAAAAUUUUAAUGGAAAAAAAUUUUGAUAUAUAAGUGAUAAUUAGUAUAAUGAAAUCUAGAGCUAAUUCUGUUUAAUUUUUAAACAAAUUUGCGUUUUAAAACAUAAAUUUUGCAAAUUAAAUUAAUAUUUGCUUCCCCCAAUUUUUGCAAAUUAGGAUUUUUUUAAAUUUCGAAAAAAAUAUUUUUAUAAAAAUUUAUAUAUAAAUUUUUUUUUUAAAAAAAAAAAAAUAAACCCCCCUCCGUGAGCGAACAAAAUUUUUUUGUUCGCUCACGGAGGGGGGGGGGAGUUAGAAGCUUUAUGCUUCUUUAAAAAAUUCCCAUCACUAUUAAUCACAAAUGACUGGUUCACAGGCCUUGUCGCCGCAUAUGCUAAAAUUGGCUCAUUUGGGAAUGUUUUCGAAGGAACUACUUUUCUCCAUAUAGUCCAUAACCUUGACCCUACCUAUGAAGGGCGUCUAUUUCCUACUCAAAGCGAAAACGGCUGGCAAAACAUCCAUGGUCUUCCUAGACAUUUUCUUAUUGAUCCUCACUGGGCAAAAGAAAUCGUCAACCCUUCUAGAUGUGCCCUUAUGCUUUCAGAUCAAUGGGCUACUGUCUCUCCUUCCUACCGUAAUGAACUUCUGGCAAGCUCUCCUCUCAAAGAGCUGCUCAAACAAAAAUUCCAGCCAUUUGCCUAUCCAAAUGGAAUCCCUGUAAAAGCUAGACUCAAAAAACUUGAAGGAAAAGGCACCCAUGCAGACGCUAAAAGAAUUUUACAGCAAAAAUAUUUUAAUUAUGGCGAUCUUGAUAAUACAGUCUGUUUAUUUGGCUUUGUCGGAAGAAUUACCAGCCAAAAAGGCGUCCACUUAAUCCUUGACGCAGCUGCUCAGUUGAUUCCUCAAUGCAAUUAUAAAGUCCAAUUCCUAGUAGGAGGCCCAGCUAAUAAAAAUGAGCCUUAUUCAGCCCAAUGCUCGCAGAAAAUGAAAGAACUAAGGGCCAAAUACCCUCACAAUUUCUUUGCAGACCCUGAUAAUUUCUUUUUUGAAGGGCCACUUGUAAAUCUUGGUAGCGAUUUUGGGCUUAUGCCCAGCAUGUUUGAGCCAGGCGGGAUUGUGCAGCACGAGUUCUUUGUAGCAGGAACCCCUGUUAUUGCUUUUAAAACAGGCGGACUUAAAGAUACAGUUUUUGAGUUUAACGUUGUUUCUAAGACUGGAUCUGGCUUUAUUUUUGAAAGCUAUAACUUAGGAGACUUUAUUUACGCCAUACAAAGAGCGUUAAAUAGCUAUUAUAAUAAUGAGUUAUAUAGCGCCCUGAGGAUAAAGGCUUUUGAAGCUGUUGUAGAUGGAGAAAAAGUAAGCAGGGCUUGGAAUAAAGAAUUUUAUAGGCUGAAGCAAAAAAUAUAUUUUGAAAUAAAUGUGAGGAGAGAGGUGCCAAAUCAGCUGAAAAAUGUUAAUUGGAGCAAUAAUGAUUAUAAUCCUGCUAUACCAGAAAAUCAAGUAAAAAAAAGGUCACUUAAAAGAUCGCCGUCAGGAAUUCUGCUAGAGCAGGCAGCUUCUAUGAAAAGACCACAGCCAGAAAGUGAAGACGCCAAAAGACAUAUUUUAUUCAGAUACCAAACACCUCUGAGGGUCAAGACAGUACAGCUGACAGGAUCAUUUGAUAGGUGGCAAAUUAGACAUCCAAUGCUUUAUGAUCACGCCAAAGGGUUCUGGCAUAUUACUCUGCAAAUUCCAAAAGGAAGCUACUUCUAUAAGUUUGUGGUUGAUGGGAAUAUUUGGGUGCAUUCAUUUGAUCAUCCGGCAAUUAAAGAUGAGCAAGGAAAUAUUAACAAUCUUUUAGAAGUUUCUUAAUUUUCUUAUGAGAAUUAAAUAAUUUUUAAAUUAUUAUUAAAUUUCUUAUUAAAUUUCUAUAAAAAAUUAGCUUUUGAGUUAG
Blepharisma stoltei is the source of this 8409-nucleotide messenger RNA. The record is from the annotation of a GenBank genome assembly. NCBI's taxonomy places the organism in Eukaryota, Ciliophora, Heterotrichea, Heterotrichida, Blepharismidae.